CACUACUUCCGUUAAGCUCAUUAUCGUAUUAGACUAGUGUUUUGGGGCCGUCUUUUCAUGUUUUUAGGUAAAUUUACCUUCACAUGUAAGUGAUCAUUUUAGUUUGGUUUGUAGUCGACGGCGUAGCAUGUGUACCUAUUCGCUAUUUUCUCUUAGAUAAAAUAUAAUUAGGGUUAGCAUGUAGCUAAUGUUAGCUUCAAGAGUAAUACAAAGGGUUCAGCAGAGGUAGCCCAAGUUAGCUUUCAUUGCUUUAAUUAGAAGAUGCUUCAACCAUUUACGGUUUUAUAAUCAGUCUAUUGACUUUUAAGAGAUACUUUGUUCAAAUGCGAACAGUGGAAUUAGAAAUAGGGAAGUUACUUUGAACGGCGUGAUAAGUUGCAAUCUUCCGCUGUCGAGAUAUUUCUUAACGAGCUACUUUUUGUCGCGUGGUUACAAUCGUCUUAACGCUAUCUUUAAAUUGCCUGUCCGUCAGAGCAACAGGUUUGUGUUUAUUACUGCCUCAGUCUGGGUAUUUCAGCAGAAGUUACGUUCCACGAUUAUUUUGCAUUUUCAAAGGCCAUGACAACUGAAAAUCCAUGCUGAUCUGAUCUGCAGGAAGUCAACCUUCUCGUCCCUCAAAAUAAACGCACGACAUUAUCAGCUGCCAUGGAUUCACCAGCAACCCCACAGCCAGUCAUUUGUGAAGUCUGUGGAACAUACUUUGAGACACGACGAGGGCUCUCCAGCCACGCCCGCCUUCAUCUACGGCAGCUUGGUGUGACGUUGUCAGAAAGCAGCGGAGCUCCCAUAGAGCUCCUAUACCAGCUAAUCCGCGAGAGAGAUGGCUCCCUCCCCGAUUUCAAAGCAGACUCCUCUACACCUGAAACGACCCCUCUCAAGAAAACAACCCAGCAAGAGUCCAGGAGUCCCUCUGUACCAGAGGACAAGACUUCCUCUUACAAGGCAGGGGAUAGAGUUAUGACAACUCCGCAAAAGAUGGAUCAUCAGGGAUCUCCAGUUAGAUUAAAAGAAUCAGUAGCCACUCUCCUCCCAUCAUCUCCUUCUACUCUUAGGCUCUCUGAAAGCGGCAGCUCCUCCUCCUCAGAACACCAAACCAGGACCAAGCCACUGUGGGCACCACUGGAAACUGAUGCCCCUAUUACCUUAGACACCCACGAUGAGGUCCAUGUUUGCCAGCUUUGUGGCUGCUGGUACGAGACACGCAAGGGCCUGUCCAGUCAUGCUCGGGCCCAUCUGCGUCAGAUUGGAAUUCCUGACAGUGAGAUUAAGGGCAGCCCUAUUGAUUUUCUUUACCAGAUUAUGGAGGAAGAGGACCUCAAGCCAAUCAGCAGUGAGCAACAGGAGCCACUCACCUCAGACAGUCCCCCUAGGUCCUCCUCUAAACGUCCUUCUGAUCUGUCCUCUCCGCCUGUUUCUCCCCCCAACAAACGGCCUAAAACGUCAGAUGAGUGUACCUGUAUUCUGUGCGGGGAGGAGUUUGAGAAUCGUAAAGGCCUGGCCAGCCAUGCUCGCUCUCACCUGCGUCAGAUCGGGGUGACUGACUUGAUGGGGAAAAGCUCCGCCAUCGACACCGUCCAGGAGCUGGUCAACAGCGGCAUGUUAGAAGCCUUGUUACCCCCCAAAACAAACAGUUCAUCCAGCUCAUCUGCUGUGCCAUCCACCCCCCCAGCCUGUCCUGUAGCCCCGACCCUGUCUCCAGCUCUGGGCCAAUCCCAGCUCCCGUUUCCCUCCACAUCCCCCUUCCCAAGCCCAGCAAAGAGCACUCAGUAUCCUGAAGCUCCUGUUAACAAGGCCCCAAAGGCUAAGAAAGGCUUUCGGCUAGCGGUGGACCCCCUGCAUAGGAAGCCCAAGCCUGAGCCUGUGGAGAUUGAGGUUUCUGUUCAACCGAAGGCAUCCAGCACUAACAGCAACUCUCCCACAAAGAAGUCGUCCACUGCUGCUGUUGCUUCAAAGCCUUUCAAUGCAGACAUACAAUCCCCGCCAACAGUCCUUUGUGACUUCUGUGGCCAGCUGUUUGAGACCCGCAAAGCUUUGUCAUGCCAUGCGCGAGCCCAUCUGCGCCAGCUCGGCCUCACCUGGUCGAUCAAAACGUCACCGAUUGACCUCCUUAAACAGGUCAUGUUGCACGGUGAAGAAGGCAGAAAAGGGUCUUCAGCAUCAGGCAAAGCCACAUGGAACCCUAAAGGCUCUAAAAGGUCCCCGGAUGGCCCCCAGUCAAGGGAAACAGCCCCCAGCAACUGCACCACACCUCUUGAUUAUUCCAUGAAAGAGAAAUCCCCAUCUGGCAAGCAUGGGGCAUCACACACCAACACAUCCUGUGAGCUUUGUGGGUUUGAUUUUGAAAACCGCAAGGCCCUGGCAAGUCAUGCGCGGGCCCACCUCCGACAGCUGGGAAUCAUAGAAUGGAAGGCAGACGGAGCGAGUUCACCGAUCGAACUCCUCAGUGAGUUGAUCCGGAGGGACCCAGUCAAAGUGGCAGCGAUAAACCGACGCUACCGCAUGGGAGACCUUUAUAUCAAGAAGUCCCAGAGAACUGCUGCUUCGCCCUCUCUGUCCACAGACUCUGACUCUGUGCCAGGCAGUAGCUUGAAGCCUGAACACAGGGCGGGCAGAGAGGACUUGAGCGUCACUGCAGGCUCAUCCAGACAAUCACAAGGUCACACACGGACUAUUGCAGCCCACAGCGACCCCGGUGUGCGCUCGCCAAGGGGGGUCCAUCCACCAAAACACGCAGUGCCUACAGGGGAGGAAAACCAGGACACCAACUCCCAGCAACCAUCACGAUCUGGCAACAUCCCUGCUCUGCUGCCAAAGCCCCCACUAACACCGUUGGUCAAGCUGGUGGGCAAAGUCUACUCCCUGAAGUGCAGGUUCUGUGAAGAAGUGUUCCAUGGACCUCUGUCUGUUCAGGAGCAGUGGAUCACACACCUACAGAAACACAUCUUAUCACUGGGCUACAAAGGCAAAGCAUCUCCUCCUGCUGCACCGGUGGCAGCUCCAGCACUUGUGCAUCCAGUAGCUGUCUAGUCCACGGAAUUUUUCUGCAAUUCCCAUUAAAUAAGGUCUAGAGGAAAGGUCGAGGGAGGUCAAGUCAAGAGGAAAAGUGCAAAUGAGAAAAGUACCAAAUAGAUGUUCCUCUGUUGUCCUAGAAAGGGCAAACAUGAGCCAUAUUAGCAAAGCAGCAGAAUGUCAUCCACUCAGGUAAAACCAACCAGACACAAAAGAUCACAAUACUGAUUACUGGAUAUUUUUGGAAAAAAUAGUUUUUGAUGAUUAGUGCUUUCCUCCUCCUGCUCAUACAUUCCUUCCAUUUGUACAAAUCUUAAAUGUGUUCAAAUGUGAUUCAGUGUAACUUCUCCCACACUGAGAGAAUGAUCCUGGCCAAAAUUAACAUUUCUUUUUAUGUUCUUACGUAGUGAACUGGUACAGUCGGCAUUUCAUUUUUGAUAUACUUUUUCUCCUUUACAUGCCUUUGAACUGAGCCUUGUAUUAUGAAAGUACUUUUUAAAUGUUUUACUUUAAAUGUGAAAAGAUUUCAUUUUUUUCCAUCAGAUGGAAAACCAUUUUAGAAUAACACAACACUGAUACCAGAAAGUUAGAGACAGAAUUUUGACCCCAACUGAUUCAACUUGGUUGACAAAAAAAAAAAAAAAAAAAAAUCAACACCACAACUAUCUUGACCACAGACACAGUGUUUCUCUUCCUGGCAUCUACUUCAGGUAUAACUGCUACUAAUGAACUGUUUUUCUCUUCUUUUUACAUUUCUUUUUUUAACACUUGUGAUGUAAAUUAAAUUAUGUCUUGUAUAUAAACAUAUAGUGUUUGAAACAUGCUUUUUAUUUGCAAAUGAAAAUUAGUUGACAUGAGUGUCUUUACUAGUUAAUAAUCACAAACAGCCUGCACUUCACCUGUGGUCACAGUCCUCAAUGUAAGACUCAGAGAUACAGAUACAGUUUGUCCACAUUGGCAGUAGAUGUACUUGUCUUGGAAGUUUCUAAUGCAAUCCAAUACAUUGAACAAUUUCCCAUGAAAUUCAGCACAUAAAUUCUCUCAUGUCUCCAGUCACCCACAUGUAUUUUUGUAUCUUCUGAUGCGUUUUCCCUUUCUUGUCUGUUUUCAUUUUUUA
This is a messenger RNA of Xiphias gladius (swordfish), 4126 nucleotides long. RefSeq names its product protein Wiz-like. Gene Ontology annotation, molecular function: RNA polymerase II cis-regulatory region sequence-specific DNA binding; DNA-binding transcription factor activity, RNA polymerase II-specific. The transcript is spliced from 9 exons. NCBI's taxonomy places the organism in Eukaryota, Metazoa, Chordata, Actinopteri, Istiophoriformes, Xiphiidae. The record is from RefSeq and is a predicted model, not a curated record. Gene Ontology annotation, biological process: regulation of transcription by RNA polymerase II. Gene Ontology annotation, cellular component: nucleus. The coding region runs from base 646 to 3027 and encodes 793 amino acids.